Dicentrarchus labrax (European seabass) is the source of this 5819-nucleotide messenger RNA. RefSeq names its product protein phosphatase 1 regulatory subunit 9A-like A (gene ppp1r9ala). Gene Ontology annotation, cellular component: dendrite; cytoplasm; actin cytoskeleton. Gene Ontology annotation, biological process: actin filament organization; neuron projection development; calcium-mediated signaling. Lineage: Eukaryota; Metazoa; Chordata; Actinopteri; Moronidae. The transcript is spliced from 20 exons. Gene Ontology annotation, molecular function: actin filament binding. Bases 355 to 4734 code for a protein of 1459 amino acids. The record is from RefSeq and is a predicted model, not a curated record.
GCGCUCAGCCCGCGACAGGUCUGGAAGUGCAAAGGAGGCAGGACAACGUUGCCCGACUGGAGCGGGGAAUGAUGGCGGUGAGCAAGAAGAAGGGACAAGUUUGAUACUGUAAAAAGAAACAAAAAGAAAACUGGAGCACUGUGGGCGAUCUUUCGGCGCCUAACACGAUGAAGCAAGUCGGAGAUGACUUCGCUGUGUGUGUUUGAUAGUUGAAACGACGGUGCUCCAGAGAAACUCCGCCGGACCCAUGGCACCGCUUGUGUAACGUUGAGGGAUAGUAGUUUACCAACAAUCAGCAAAAGUCUCUCCACACCCGGCUUUUUCUAAUCGGGCUGCAGUCGUAAACACGCAAAAAUGAUCAAAGGGGAAAGCAAAGGAGGCGAGAGGACCCUGAGGAGCGCGUCCCCCCACAGAAAUGCAUACAAGUCUGACUUCCACGCCAUUAAGUGCUCCUUUGAUGGGCCAAAAUCCGAGGGCGCCGCCAAAUCAUAUGCAAAUGGGUCCAGUGACACCCGGGAGGACUCGAGGGGGAGGCCUUUUGGCACCAGGGUAAACAAGAUAAAGAACAUAUUCCUACAGAUGGAUGGUCAGCAACAGGAGUGCCAAGAGGGGAAAGUGACUUUAAAGUCUGAAGUGCCCCCAGUGUCUCCGCCAAAGGUGCAAUUUCCAGUCAACACUCACAGAGCUAACUUCAACAGUGCUACAAGCCCAGAACCACACAGCUUAGAUAAAACACCCAAGGGGGAAGAAGUUGAGAUUGACAAAGUGGCUUUGGCAGAGAAGUUUUCUGUGACCAGAAAACUCUUUGAACGGGGCAUCAAAGAGCAGCCUGCAGUUGAAAAGCAGUCUCCAAACAGAGCAGUGACUCGUCUGUCCCUCGGAAGUGCCUCUGAUGAGGGGAAAAGCACAAGGAGAGUAUCUGGAUCAUCUGAGACCACUAUCAAAUCAGAGCAAACCCCUACAUCAACAGUUGAAUGUCAACCGGAUGAGAAGGCCGAUAGUGAGAAAAGGCAUGUGUCUAGAGUGUCAGUGAAUGCAGGACCCAUGUCCAAAAGGUUGGAGACUUAUAUGGCAGAGAAUGACUCAGAAUACAACAACACAGCUGCUGCAAAAGGAGAAACGGUGUCUGUUAAACAACACAGCGCCACUGAACACUUACUGCCUACCUCGCCAACAAGGGACAGCUUACACAAAUCUACUUCUCCUGUCAAAGAAGCCACUAACUGUACGCCUGUUACUGAUGCCACAAACAAAAAUGCCUCCCAGACGGCGUGUGCCAUUAACAAACCAGUGUCUAAUGUUGGGGUUAAACCAACAGUUCCCAACGCGGCAUAUAAAUCUGUUUCUCCAACAACUGACGCCACUCACAAACCCCUUUCACCAGAGCAAACAACCCCAGUUACCCACGGCUGCAAACGCUCCUCAUCAUCCGGUGAUGGAUUUAGCAGGACAUCUGUUGGUGGGGAUGAAGGCAAAACACAUAGUCCGCCCCCAAGGGAUGUGAAGCAGCCUCUUCCAUCAGCUGGUGGCCCCAACAGGGCUAAAUACCCUGAUAAGGCCAGCAGUAAUGACUGUAGUCCUACCAGGGUCAAGCCACCCAGCCAGACGUCACCACUGGACUCCAGAGGGGUGGGCAUGGUACGGGCAGAACUGGUAGUGGUUCAGAAUGAGUCCUCAGAGAGUGAGGAGAAUGAGGAUGAGCAUGUUGAAGAUAAUGUGUUUGCGGAGCAGAAGGUGCAAAGUCCCAAAGACGUACCGACAGACCUGAAAAGAACCUUUCCACCAGAAAGACUGAACUGUAAGCCUGCUCAUCAUGUCUUAGCAAGAGAUGUCGCAAAAGAGACGCAAAGGAUAGCAGAGACUACUGUGGGCGAAGGUAGAGUCUUGGAGGACAACGAGCGAUUUGGGUUGAAAGAGGAGAGACACGAAGAAAGUUUAGUCGUGAGUCAAGAUGGUGACGCUAGUCGCGAGGAAGACGAUGAGGUUGCAGAGGAGGAGAGCGAGGUUGAGGAGCAGGUGGGCCAGCGCAUCCUGGACAGAGCCUCACCAGUAGUGUACGGUAUCGAGAAUGCAGCGUUUGUAGAUGACAGAGAUGUGGACCAGAUCCUCAGGGAAGAAGAAGAGGAGGAGGAGGAGGAGGAGGAGGAGGAAGAAGAGCAAAUGUAUGAGGAGUAUGACGACUGUUACGAGGCCCCUGGUUUGUCUGAUGAGGAGGAACCUCCCUCCAAGAGGAAAAUCAAGUUCUCCACAGAUCCCAUUCUGGUCUUCAGUACUUUCUCCAAUGAGGAGUAUGAUCGGCGCAACGAUGAUGUGGAUCCAGUUGCAGCAUCUGCAGAGUAUGAGCUGGAGAAGAGAGUGGAGAAGAUGGAUGUGUUCCCUGUGGAGAUUGAGAAAGGAGACAAUGGACUUGGCAUCAGUAUCAUAGGGAUGGGAGUGGGAGCUGACCAGGGUCUGGAGAAGCUUGGCAUUUUUGUGAAAACCAUAACAGAGCGGGGAGCAGCUGAAAACGAUGGACGCAUACAGGUGAAUGACCAGAUAGUGGAGGUGGAUGGUAUCAGUCUGGUGGGCGUUACCCAACUGUUUGCUGCUACAGUCCUGAAGAACACCAAAGGCACAGUGAGGUUCAUGAUUGGACGGGAGAAACCAGGGACACAAAGCGAGGUAGCCCGCCUCAUAAGCGAGACACUAGAGCAGGAGAAGAACCAACAACAGCAACAACACAUGGAUGACCCCUAUGAACACUCCACAGAGGAGGAGGAGCGCUAUGAGGAGGAGGACGGAGUAGAUGAGCGGAUUCUGGGUUCCAAUUUCUCUCCAGGGCGGAACGCAGAGGUGUUUGGGCUCCCUGACUCAGAGGCUUUGUUUAUGCCAACCAACAUGGACAGCUCUCAGAUGACCUUCAAGUUCAAAGAGCUGCAGCUCCAGCACAGCAUUGCCGCAGCUGAAAUAAAUCAACUGAAGGAAAAGCUAAGGGUGUCUGAGGAGGACAAAUCAUUGUGGGAAGCCAGAGAGUCUGCACUGGAGCAAAAGAUCGAGGAUGGCAACGACAAAAUCCUGAAGUUGGAGAGUUACUGGCUAGAAGCCCAGGAUCUGUGUAAGAGUGUGAAUGAACAAUUAGCUGAGACUCAAGCCCAGUUUGAGACCCUGGACAAGAAGUACAACAAGGCUAAGAAACUGCUCAAGGACUACCAGCAGAAAGAGAUAGACUUUGUGAAGAAAGAGGAGGAGCUGAAAAAAAUUCUAGAUGAAAAAGACAAGUGGUACAGGGAGCAGCUGGAGACAUUACAGAACAGGAUAGCUGCCCUGGAGUCCGGAGGGGCCUCAGGUGUGGAGCGUCAGAGUGGUCAGGACUCAGCAGCACAGAAGAGAUUGAGCGGCCAAGACUCAGUCACCAACACACCAUCUGUUGACUCACUACUAGAACAAGACUGGAGUGACUUGGUCCCUGAGACUGAGCGUUUGGACACCAGUGCACACAAAGCAAAAGGCCUGCUGGCUCAGAAGGCCAAACGUCAGCCUCCAUCUCGGACCAAACUGAAGGAGAGCCUCGCAGUGAGUUCAAGUCACUCUCAGGAAACUGAAGAAGAGGAGGAGGAGCAGGAAUCUCGCAGGAGAAGGAGGUCCAUCCAGGAGAGCCUGUCCCUCCCGGUGCCUGUCUGCUAUCCUGGGAAUGGACAGAAGGAUAAUCCAGUGGAGUCUAAAGAUGGAUCCAGGAGUAAGGCAGAGCUCUCCAGCAGCCCGUCUUUGUCACCAUCACUGGGAGAUAGUGUUGAAAGCAGUGGGAGUCCUUCGUUGUCCCCUCCUAAAGAGACCUUGUCGCCACAUUCCCCCUCUGGAUUUAUGCGCAGUGCCAAGAAGAGGGAGUCCAAAGGCAAGGGCAAAGAGCUCAAAGAGGAGCUAAAUGAGGCCUCACCAACAGGAAAACCUAAAAGACGAUUUCCAGACUUUGGAGGCCUUCGGAAGUCAGGUGGCAAAGGCAAAAAACACGACAAGGAGGCAAUGAGAGCAUCUUUGGACAGCAGGGGAUCGGCAGAGUUACUGGAGGAGUCUGGAGGGAACCUCUCUCCUGCAGAUUCAAUGACCUCCAUCCCUACCUGUAUGCCCUUCUCCUGGUUUGGAGACAAAGAGAGGGACAGAGACAGAGAACCCUCAUCUUCCAGCAGCAGUCUGCCGUACGCUGCAACCGAGACCAGCAGUGAGCAAAGCCAGGAUCGCAAGAACAAGACAAAUCUCUCCUGGUCCUCUUUAUUCAGUCGCUCAUUAGAUUUGAGUUUUUCAGUCAUAGAUGAUUCUAGCCCUGCCAGUCCCAGUUCAGACAUCUCUGGGUUAGUUGCUGAACCCAAUCUGUCUGGGCGCUCACACACUUUAAUCUUCUCUUCCAGCGAGACUUUGGAUGAUGAACCGGUAGCUACAGGAAAAGAGUACCAGUGGCAGAACCGGCCUGUUUCUGAGUGGACCAAUCAACAGGUCUGUCACUGGUUGAUGGGCAUGAAUAUGGACCAAUACACACCUGAGUUCACAGCUAAGGGAGUGGACGGCCAGCAGCUCUUGUAUUUGGACAGUGACAAGUUGAAGGCACUCGGCGUGUCGAGUCAGAGCGACCGUUCAACUAUCAAGAAGAAGCUGAAGGACAUGCGUAAGACUCAGGAGAAGCUGGAGAAACAGAGAGAGAAAAAGGAGAAGGAGGUUCGACGCAGUGGGAGACUCCCAGUCAGUGCUGACUCUGUCUGCUGAGGUAGCAGCUCUGCACAACUCCUAAAGUCCAUCUGUAGCAGGAUCAUGAGCAGCCCCCCCCUUUUUUUUAUAUAUAUAUACACUUUUGGUGCCAUGACGUUCAUGUGACAUGGUGUUAAUGCCAACAGGCAGAGGGCGUGACUGCCAGGAGAGGACCUGUGCCGACUGAGGUGCUAGUUAUGAUUUAUGUUCAUACUGUAGCAUCCUGUUUCUUUUCUCAUCACUGUUUCUCUUUAAUAUUUUUAACACAUUUUCAGCUCAAACCAUUUUUAAAUGAAAGAUGGGGAAUGUCAAAAAGAGUUGGGUAUGUGACCAAAAAGGAAUCUUAACAUUUUUUACCACUAAAAAGCUAGAAGCUAUAAUUGUUUUCUGAUGUAGUUGUUGCAGAUCAUGCACACAUUUACCUAUGGAAGUCAAAUGUAUACAGCUUUUUCUGCAUUUUAUAUUUUUGCUAGUAUAACUUGCUUGUUCCCAUGUACAACUCUUUUACAGGAACGGUUAUUGUACAGAUAAAAGCACUAUAUUUGUCUUUUAAACUUCAAUGGGCGACAAGGUUUUAAAUGUAUAAAUAAGUUUUAUACAUGUGCCUAUUAACUGCAUAUCUUUUUUUUUUUUUACUUAAAUACCAUUGUUCAUUUUAUACUAUCGACAUUUUUCUACUAAGUAGAAUAGCUAGGCUGUUGUUGUUUUUGCUGAAUGAAAAGCAACAAACAAGUAGGGACAAGGUGAAUGCUGCUUCUGCUGUCCCCGGACUCUGGCUGUGUGUCGCUGAUGUGGUACCGAGACGCAGCACGCAGGUCUGCUACAUGUACACCUCACCGGUCCGUUAGGCGGUGAGACGUGCCAACGACAAGGACUUGUGUGAGUCGGGAGCACAGCGCUGUCGUGUAUGAAUGUGAGGCUGAACGAUGAGUUCUUCGCAGCCAAAACCGAAGUGCUUCCUCUCUUCCUCUCUUCAAGCAUGACUUCAUGUUCUGUAUAGAAUACGACAUGUUGGGACUGCAAGAAAAUCAAGUUUCCACAUCUUCUGAAUCAGAGAAACAUUUCUUGGUACAUAAAACAUCAAUAAACAAAUUUUUACUUUA